Lates calcarifer (barramundi perch) is the source of this 2385-nucleotide messenger RNA. RefSeq names its product acetylserotonin O-methyltransferase-like (gene asmtl). Lineage: Eukaryota; Metazoa; Chordata; Actinopteri; Centropomidae. The transcript has 15 exons. The coding region runs from base 142 to 2226 and encodes 694 amino acids. The record is from RefSeq and is a predicted model, not a curated record. Gene Ontology annotation, molecular function: nucleoside triphosphate diphosphatase activity; O-methyltransferase activity.
AACUUGUUCAGGUGAGUGCAUUACGCCCUGUUUACUGUGAUAUAGCGUUCAGAUCAUGAAAUCAUUUCCGUUUUGUAUACAGAUGACUGUGUUAAUUCAGCCGUGUCCUUUUUAAGAGGGCAGUCAGACGAGAAGGCCACCAUGGUGCUGAACCCUGUCAUUUCCAAGCUCUCCGGUAAACUGGUCGUGCUGGCAAGUGCCUCUCCAAGGAGACUGGAGAUUCUUCGCAAUGCCGGCUUACGCUUUGAGGUGGUACCAUCCUGGUUUAAAGAAACUCUUGACAAAGGACUUUUCAAAGCACCUCAAGAGUAUGCAGUUGAAACAGCCAAACAGAAAGCCCUGGAGGUGGCCAGGAGGAUGCCCUUUAAACACCUGAAAACUCCAGACAUAGUAAUUGGGGCAGAUACUAUUGUGACUGUGGAUGGCAUGAUUCUGGAGAAACCAGUGGACAAACAUGAUGCUUAUAGGAUGCUGUCAAGCCUGAGUGGUAAAGAGCACAGUGUCUUCACUGGUGUAGCAAUUGUCCUCUGUCAUGAGAAAGAAAAUGAAGAAGUAGAUUACCAGUUGGUUGACUUCUACGAAGAAACAAAGGUGAAGUUUGCUGAUCUCUCUGAAGAUAUGCUGUGGGAGUACAUCAAUAGUGGUGAGCCAAUGGACAAAGCUGGCGGUUAUGGUAUUCAGGCUCUUGGUGGCAUGCUGGUGGAGUAUGUCCAUGGAGACUUCCUUAAUGUUGUAGGUUUUCCCCUCAAUCACUUCUGCAAACAACUGGACCUUAUUUACAACCACUCUACUUCUGCUUCGGACCGGGAAUGUGCAUCUGUCCAUCUGAGCCACAAUGGCACUCUCACCACCUCAGUACUCACUCAGCCCACCUCACCCAACUUGCCACCUCAGCCCAGCCGCAGUCCCAACUCUCCAGCCAAACACAACUCCUCACCCAACCCCAGACCAAACAGCCCAUCUGCCAGUCAAACACACCACACCCAUGACGGCCCUUUGUGCAGCCCUGUCCAUAAGGUGAAAAGGAAAGGCUGUGAAAGUGAAGUGGGUGAGAGUUCCUGGAUGUUGGUCAACAGCUUGUCUAAACAUACAGAGGACAGAGAGGCUGAGCUCCGAGAUUCUGAGAUUACAGCAUUACCACUGACAACCAGCAGAGGGCAGGUAAUGGCGCUCAAUGUGACAGAGCAUGAGGACAGUGAACCUAAAAAAGAGGACUUGCAGCGAAUCACUGGACUAAUGGAUGGAUUCAAAGCCUCAAAGGCACUGUUUACUGCAUCCAAGUUGUGUGUGUUCGACCUGCUACAGAGCAGGCCAGGGCUGGAUGCAUCACAGGUGGCCCACGAGAUCAAAGCCUCUGUGAAGGGGACUGAAUGCCUGCUGGAGGCUUGUGCUUCUCUGGGACUGUUGAAGAGCAAAGAGAGAACAAGCCAAAAGCCUGUGUACGAGAACACAGAUCUGGCGGUGCGUUUUUUGCGGUCAGAUGCUCCUUUUUCGCUGCACGGAUACAUCCAGCAUUGUAACAACACAGUGUGGCCUCUUUUCUCCCACCUUGAGAGUGCUGUGCGGGAGGGUACCAACCAAUAUGAGAGGGCCUUCGGCAAGAAAUCUAAGGAUGUGUUUCAGGAUACGUACUACAACAGCCAAGACGUGAAACUUAGAUUCAUGAGUGCCAUGCACAGCAUCGCCAAAGUCACAGGAAAAUCUGUGGCGACGGCUUUUGACCUCUCCGGUUAUAAAACAGCCUGUGACCUCGGAGGAUGCACUGGUGCCAUGGCCUAUGAGUUUACAAAAGCCCACCCUGGGUUGUCUGUGAUAGUGUUUGACUUGCCUGCUGUUGUUGAGAUGAGUGAACAUUUCCAUCCACCACACACAGACAACAGGGUUUCAUUUGUAGCAGGAGACUUCUUUAAAGAUGAGUUACCCAAAGCAGACUUGUACAUCCUGGCAAGAAUUCUUCAUGACUGGCCUGAUGAGAAGGUGCAUAUUCUGCUGAGUAAAAUCGCGGAUGCGUGCACACCAGGCUGCGGGCUCCUGAUAAGCGAGAUCUUCCUGGAUGAAGACAGAGGGGGCCCAAGUCGUGGGCUGCUGCAGGCCCUCAGCAUGAGCGAGGGGAAGCAGAGGAGCGCAACAGAAUACAGUCUGCUUCUGAAGAGCAACGGUUUCAUCACAGCACAUGUCAGACAUACAGACAACUUCCUGGAUGCUAUGCUCUGCAACAAAGUGUGACUGACAUGACUCUGAACAACACUAUACAUAAGGUCUUGUAAUAUCCUGUGCGUUGUAGGAAAUCACAGACAAAAUUACAUCAAGGCUGUUUUUAUGAGGAGGUGUGAGUCUGUAAAGCAGCCUCUGUGAACCAAUAAAAGUAUUUUUGUGUUAUGUAAA